UGUCUCAGAUUCAUUCUUAAGGAACUGAGAACUUAAUCUUCCAAAAUGUCAAAAAGACCAUCUUAUGCCCCACCUCCCACCCCAGCUCCUGCAACACAAAUGCCCAGCACACCAGGGUUUGUGGGAUACAAUCCAUACAGUCAUCUCGCCUACAACAACUACAGGCUGGGAGGGAACCCGGGCACCAACAGCCGGGUCACGGCAUCCUCUGGUAUUACGAUUCCAAAACCCCCAAAGCCUCCAGAUAAGCCGCUGAUGCCCUACAUGAGGUACAGCAGAAAGGUCUGGGACCAAGUAAAGGCUUCCAACCCUGACCUAAAGUUGUGGGAGAUUGGCAAGAUUAUUGGUGGCAUGUGGCGAGAUCUCACUGAUGAAGAAAAACAAGAAUAUUUAAACGAAUACGAAGCAGAAAAGAUAGAGUACAAUGAGUCUAUGAAGGCCUACCAUAACUCCCCUGCAUACCUUGCUUACAUAAAUGCAAAAAGUCGCGCCGAAGCCGCUCUAGAGGAAGAAAGUCGACAAAGGCAGUCUCGCAUGGAGAAAGGAGAACCUUACAUGAGCAUCCAGCCUGCUGAAGAUCCGGAUGAUUAUGAUGAUGGCUUUUCAAUGAAGCAUACAGCCACCGCCCGUUUCCAGAGGAACCACCGCCUCAUCAGUGAAAUCCUUAGUGAAAGUGUGGUGCCAGACGUUCGGUCGGUUGUCACAACAGCUAGAAUGCAGGUCCUCAAACGACAGGUCCAAUCCUUAAUGGUUCAUCAGCGAAAACUAGAAGCUGAACUUCUUCAAAUAGAGGAGCGACACCAGGAAAAGAAGAGGAAAUUCCUGGAAAGCACAGAUUCAUUUAACAAUGAACUUAAAAGGUUGUGUGGUUUAAAAAUAGAAGUGGAUAUGGAAAAAAUUGCAGCUGAAAUUGCCCAGGCAGAGGAACAGGCUCGCAAAAGGCAGGAGGAAAGGGAGAAGGAGGCAGCAGAGCAAGCUGAACGCAGUCAGAGCAGCAUUGUUCCUGAGGAAGAACAAGCCACUAAUAAGACCGAAGAAAAGAAAGAAGCAGAGAACAUUCCAAUGGAGACAGAGGAGACACGCCUUGAAGAAACAACAGAAAGUCAGCAGAAUGGUGAAGAAGGCACAUCUACUCCUGAGGACAAGGAGAGUGGACAGGAGGGGGUGGACAGUAUGGCCGAGGAAGGGACCAGUGACAGUAACACUGGCUCAGAGAGCAACAGCGCCACAGUGGAGGAGCCACCAACAGAUCCCAUACCAGAAGAUGAGAAAAAAGAAUAAAUGUUGCCUUGUUUUAUGUAUUCUAAAUCCUUUUUUAAAUGAAAAAAAAAAAUGUUUUUGAGUUUUAAUGGUGUUAUGUGGUUUGUGUACUAAUAUUUUUCUUGUCCAUAUCACGCCACCCAAAGCUUUUGGACCAUAUAACAUCAUGAGCCAAAUGGCAUAGUCACCUUUCUUAAGUGGUUGUGAUGAUGGUUCUCUUCCUUAGAUCUUGUUUCUACCCUUCACUGCUGAAAGCCUCAGAAUUUAAAUUAAUUGAGAAAAUGCCCAUUUUUGGAGAAUUUUCCUUUGAUGCUGCAGAAUCUACUCUUACAAAUGCCUUCCUACAGCUCACUGGGGUGCUUACCAAAGCCAUAGCUUUAAAUCUUCUCAGUCCCCAUCAACAGCUUCCUGAAAGUUCCCUUUCCUGUGUACUUCCACAAAGGUAGCUUCUUGAAAACGUAAUCAUGUAUGAGUAUAUGUUUGUUCACUUGCCCUUUUCAUUUGUAAUCAAUGUCAGAUAACCAAGAGUUGUGUUAAAGUGUUGAGUGUACCUGCAACUAUGCUUGGAUCGUAUUGAUCGAGAAAUAGUCUCCAUAGAGUAGUCACCAGCUUAUGAAAUAGUCAUUAAAGCAAACAUGGCACAUGUAUACUGUCCUGCUUUUUGUUAUAAUUAAUAUUGGGUACGUUCUGGUCAAUUCAUCCUUAUUGUACAAAAAAAA
Myotis brandtii (Brandt's bat) is the source of this 1979-nucleotide messenger RNA. RefSeq names its product SWI/SNF related, matrix associated, actin dependent regulator of chromatin, subfamily e, member 1 (gene SMARCE1). The coding region runs from base 46 to 1281 and encodes 411 amino acids. Gene Ontology annotation, cellular component: SWI/SNF complex. Gene Ontology annotation, molecular function: nuclear receptor binding; nucleosomal DNA binding. The record is from RefSeq and is a predicted model, not a curated record. Lineage: Eukaryota; Metazoa; Chordata; Mammalia; Chiroptera; Vespertilionidae. The transcript is spliced from 10 exons. Gene Ontology annotation, biological process: negative regulation of DNA-templated transcription.